Molecule: messenger RNA, 1291 nt
Organism: Emericellopsis atlantica
Lineage: Eukaryota; Fungi; Ascomycota; Sordariomycetes; Hypocreales; Bionectriaceae
Product: mitochondrial carrier domain-containing protein
Exons: 2
Coding region: 231-1154 (307 amino acids)
Biological process (GO): mitochondrial L-ornithine transmembrane transport
Molecular function (GO): L-ornithine transmembrane transporter activity
Source: RefSeq, a predicted model, not a curated record
CCGACAGCCAGAAUGAUCGCGAUAUCAAAGAUUGUGGCACCGGGUACCACCCGAUUCACUAUUCAUUCUCUUGUCCUGAUUUCCAAGGCGCUGAAUCUCAUUCAAUUUGACCAUUUCAUGACAUUUUCACACAUUUAAAGGCGUCAAUUCUUUCAUAUAAUUGCUUAGGCCGCCUCUGAGCCCGCUCGUCCCCUCGGUCAGUAGCCGCCGGUCGCUGUUGUAUCCGUACAAUGGCACCUGAAGAUGUUGUCCAGGCUGAGCUGGAGCACCCCCAGGGCGGCGCAAAGCAGACCGCAAAGGAUCUCUUCUCAGGCGCUGUUGGCGGCAUCGUUCAAGUCCUAGUCGGCCAGCCCUUUGACAUUGUCAAGGUCCGCCUCCAGACCACCACACAGUACUCAUCUGCUCUCAAUGCGGCCACAUCCAUCUACAAGACCGAGGGCCCCCUUGCGUUCUACAAGGGCACCCUCACACCCCUCGUCGGCAUCGGAGCCUGCGUGUCCGUGCAGUUUGGCGGCUUCCACCAGGCCCGUCGCUUCCUUGAGGGUCGCAACACGAGCCACGGCAAGCCAAAGGAUCUGAGCUACUCACAAUACGCCCAGGCCGGCGCCUUUGCGGGUGUCGCCAACUCCGUGCUCUCAGGUCCCAUUGAGCACAUCCGCAUCAGACUCCAGAGCCAGCCCCACGGGGCGGGCAAGCUCUACAACGGGCCGCUGGACUGCGUCCGGAAACUGGGCGCGCACCGUGGCGUCCUGAGCGGCGUCUACCGCGGCCAGGCCGUCACCAUGUGGCGCGAGGCCUUUGCCUACGGUGCCUGGUUCACCGCCUUUGAGUACAUGAUGAACACGGACGCGGCGCGCAACAAGAUGGACCGCAAGGACAUCCCCGGGUGGAAGGUCGCCCUGUACGGCGGUUUGGCCGGUGAGGCCCUCUGGCUCGCCAGCUACCCCUUUGACGUGGUCAAGAGCAAGAUGCAGACCGAUGGCUUUGGCGACAAGCAAAAGUACCCCAGCAUGCGGGCCUGCUUCCGGGACACGUGGCGGGCUGAUGGCGCGAGGGGCUUCUGGAAGGGUAUUGCGCCCACUUUGUUGAGGGCCUUGCCUGUGAGUGCGGGUACCUUUGCGACAGUCGAGUUUGUGAUGAGGUUGCUCGAUUAGACGAGACACCAUAAAGGUGAAUACAAGGCGCUUUGGGGGAUACACUAUUCAAAAAGAAAAUGGAUGCGGGCACCAGAAAUCCCGACAGCGACGAUAGAAGAAAGACUCAACAUCUACUGAUAGAUCUAACGUGGAUA